Molecule: messenger RNA, 4257 nt
Organism: Orbilia oligospora ATCC 24927
Lineage: Eukaryota; Fungi; Ascomycota; Orbiliomycetes; Orbiliales; Orbiliaceae
Exons: 7
Coding region: 1-4257 (1418 amino acids)
Cellular component (GO): nucleus; intracellular anatomical structure
Molecular function (GO): ATP binding; RNA binding
Source: RefSeq, a predicted model, not a curated record
AUGCAGGGCUCCUUCCUAUCCUCCCUUGGGCGAAGAGCAUCCCCAUCAUACCAUCGACUACAACUCCGGAUCGUUGCCCGCAGCAGCCUACACAGAAGUCUAAACUCUGUAGCUGCGACUCCAUACUCAUUAUGUCCUUCCUAUUCCACCCAAUCGGAACUACCCCUCGGCGCCCGCGCCUCAAAUAACAUGUUCUUUUCAUCCACCCAUCGCUCGGGAGGAAAGGGAAAGCCACGUGCUGCGCCAUCACCUUCUUCUAUCCCUCCCACUAAGCCGACUUCGAGGCAAAUUGCUUCUGGAAAAAAGGGCAAUUUUGCGAAGCUGAAGGCCAAUGCAAAAAAAGGCAUAGGCAGCUCAAGUUCACGCCAUACACCCCAACAUGAUCACUCUAAUAAAUCGACAAAAAAUAAAAAUAAAGCGGAUCAACAACUACCACACGAUCUUCAUCUAUAUCGAACGAAAGCUGAUCUACUCUCCGAGUUCAGAAUCCCAGCCAAUGGAGAAUACUCCCGCAUGCGUGCCUCACCCCUGAUCCUUCUUCUAGAUACUGGCAGGUUCACUAAAGUCUCGAUUUUCGGAAGCAGUUCCAGAACAUCAAGGGGAAAUGUCGUCCACCACGUUCGAGCAACAGGAAAAAUGCAAAUUGAAGAUGCUCCAACCAGUUUUGUAGGAUACGGAGCAGCUGAAACACAGUCGGCUGCUCAAAGUGUUGCUUGGUUGCAUAUUGCUUGUCAAAUCCACCAGCAGAUCGGCCCAGAACAAGUUAUGGGAACUACGUAUGACAAAGGCGAGAUUACUUCCGAGGUUUUGAAGAAGGAAAAGGACUCCAAACUUGAAGUUUACGAAUACUGUGCGGCAUACAAUGGGACUCCUGAAUUUCACUACAGGCGGGUACCCCGGAAUAGACAACACGAAAUAAUGUUAAAUUUCCCGCAACAGAAUAUCAAAAUUGUGGUACGGCACCGCGAUGCUGUAUUGGGGGAUACUAUUGCCUGUUUAUUGUUCAAAAAGCAAGCUGAACAAUGGCAUGCUCAAAACUCUGAGUCGAAUCUUCAGGUCAAGAAUGUUCUUUCUCUCAAUUCUUCUAAUGCUCGGCAGUUCCUCGAUAUUUGCAAACAACAAGGGAAGAUUACAAAAUACGAUUGUAUUAUCCCGACCGAAAAGCUUUUACGGGUCCCGGGGAUGCACUCCCUUCAGGCACUGAUCGAUGGUGAACCGCUUGGGCAAGUAGUUCACGGUGCUUCUAAAAAGGCUACCGAAACACUUGCUUACUUCGUUGCUGCCCUGAAGUUACGAGAGGUACAUCCGGAGAUAUUUGUAAACUUCAUCGAAGCACUGCGGGCUGGCAAAGGUGAAGUAUUGAAGCCUCUAUCACCAAUAUGGUUUCGGUCUCGGUGGGACUAUUUACAACCGAUGGUGGAUACGGUUAAUAUGGUUCGAAGAAUUGGGAUACCUCGCGAAUAUUCUGACUUGACUUCUCGGGAAAAUGAUAACGCAACGAAGAGCCGGAGUUUUGGCUGGUCGCCCCCGAGCAACCACGCAGUAAAAAUGAGAAGCCAAGAAUUAUUGGAUGAGUAUCUUGCCUACAACGCCGACCAGAGUCUCGAAGAAUUGAGAACGAAACGGGCGGACUUACCAAUGAAUCAACACGCUGCCCAAGUUCUGGGUAUUGUCAAAAACAAUCCUGUUAGCAUUAUUGUGGGAGCGACUGGAAGUGGAAAAACCACCCAGGUACCCCAGAUCCUGCUUGAAGAUGCGGUCAAAGGCGGUGAAGGGGCCUUAUGUAAUAUCAUUUGUACACAGCCACGUAGGAUUGCAGCUACAUCGGUAGCUCAACGUGUCGCAGAAGAAAGAAACGAGCCUCUUCGCAAAACGAUCGGAUACCACGUCCGGUUUGAUUCUAAAGUUGCGGCACCAAACGGGAGUAUAAACUUCUGUACGACUGGAAUACUUCUCCAACAGCUUCGCUCAAAUGCUGAAGUUGCCUUGAGGGGGGUUUCGCACAUCUUGAUUGAUGAGGUACACGAAAGAGAUAUACAGAUUGAUUUUUUGAUGGUCCUCCUAAAACGGGUAAUGCGCCAGCGAGAGCAGCAGGGUCUCUCUCCAAUUAAAGUGGUCUUGAUGAGCGCCACGAUGAAUACAGAGCUUUUUGCUGGGUAUUUUGCUAAAAUGCAAGAGAACGGGCGAUUAAAAGAUUGUCCGUCCUUGUCCGUACCCGGUCGAACCUUUCCAGUCGCUGAAUAUUUCCUUGACGAAGUCCAAUCAAUGCUCGCUGCUCAAUAUUCUGCUAGCGAUCUAAAACUUCUUCGGGACCCCGACACUCGAGAUUAUCUUGAAUUGGAAUCUAAAUAUAGGGCGAAGGUGUCUCCACUUCAACUGACACAAGCGUCUCGAAAUAUCUCUAUGCCCGAAGACGACUCUUUUAUUGAUUGGAAACGUAAAGCGAUUGUCGGGGAUGAUGGCGAAGUAAUGGUUUCGAAUGAAAAGGAGGAUGGGUUGACACCUUGCGGUCUUAUCGCAAUUGUGAUAGCCCAUCUGGCGAAAACAACUGACGCCGGUGAUAUUCUGGUCUUUCUUCCUGGGUUGGCGGAGAUUAAACUCGUAGAUGAGAUGCUUCGACUUAGUGCACCCCUCGGGGUUGAUUUUCAAAACUCUGAUACUUACCGGAUAGACAUAUUGCACUCGUCGCUUCCCCAACAACAAAUGGAUGUUUUCCAUGCUAAUGCCGCGGGAAAGAGGAAAGUGAUAUUAUCAACGAACAUAGCAGAAACAUCGGUUACCAUCCCCGAGGUGAGAUAUGUCGUGGAUAGCGGAAAGCUCCGUGAAAAGAGGUUCGAACAGACGUCAAGGAUUACCAAACUCCAAUGUACAUGGAUUAGCAAGUCGAAUUCAAAACAACGUGCGGGAAGAGCUGGCCGGGUUCGCAACGGCAAUUAUUAUGCACUUUUUACGAAGGAGAGGUUUACUGAGUUCCGACCAUCCAGUCUCCCUGAAAUUCUCCGAUCCGACCUCCAAGAGAUAUGCUUAGACAUCCGGGCGCAGGGGUUCAAGGAUCCAAUCGCGCAAUUUCUUUCUGAAGCAAUAGAGCCCCCCUCGUCUGCUUCUAUAGAGGCUGCCCUAAGCCAGCUGAGAGGGCUUGGAGCUCUUGAGAAGGAUGAGACAUUAACGAACCUUGGAAAGGUUUUAGCUACAAUGCCCGUCGAGCCGGCUUUAGGGAAAAUGAUUUUGCUUGGUGUCAUCUUCAAAUGCCUCGAUCCAAUGAUAAUUCUGGGCGCGGCAAGUGGUAGUCGUGAACUCUUCGUUUCACCAAUGGAAAGAAAGAGGGAAGCACAGGCAAUUAAAAAAACCUUCGCGAAAGGUACAGGGAGUGACCAUAUGGCAAUUAUCAAUGCUUUCCGCGAGUGGAGAACACGCCGUGAUAACGAAAGCAUGUUUGCAACUUCAAGGUUCACUGAGGAGAACUUCCUUCAUCGAGGUGCACUUCGCGUUAUUGAUCAGACGGCGAACCAGAUAGAAGAAAUCCUUGUCACUGAAGGUAUUAUUCCUUAUUUAAAAAAAAACCAACGCUUUAAAGGAGAGUAUGGUCAUCCCCGAUUAAACGAAAAUUCUGCAUCAAUACCGCUCAUAAAAGCGCUGUCUUUGGCUGGCACAUACCCCAACGUUGGCGUUGCCUUGGGUGGUCUUGGAUUUAGGACGAUGGAAGAGAAUUUUGUUAUGAUUCACCCUGGCUCAACGAACUACUCUGGCAGAGGCCAAGUUCAAGGCCCACCGAGGGACACUAUUGUAUCGUUUGGAACAAAAGCGAGAUCUAGCGAUGGGAAGUCAACAUACAUGCGCGAUGUCACACAAAAUACUGUGUUAAAUGCCAUGCUCUUUGGGGGGAAGCCCACUCAACAAACAAAUAUGCUCCUCUUCGACGGCUGGAUUCCCGUGUCUAUUAGUGAUGAGCGUGUCUUGAAGGUCGUUCUGCAGUUUAGACUAGUUCUUGACAAGGUUUUGAACUACGUGUUCCAAAAUGUUUCCGUCCGCAAGUCGAACAAUGAAGCAGCAAAAGCUGAUGAGAAGCUUCGUGACGUUGUGGCUAGUGGCGUGUUGGAGGCGUUGGAGAAAUACUCUGAAGUUCAUCCUUUGGGGCCCAUCGUAUCCAGCCGGAAUACUAGAAGCAACGUGACCAUCCGACCUCAGCAAUCCAUGGCUGUCCCUGGCCAGCGCUCAUUUUUGCGCUCUAGUGGUGGCUCUCCGCGCCGGCCGGAUUGA